Messenger RNA from Ciona intestinalis (vase tunicate), 3465 nucleotides. The record is from RefSeq and is a predicted model, not a curated record. Lineage: Eukaryota; Metazoa; Chordata; Ascidiacea; Phlebobranchia; Cionidae.
UUAAAACAAGUGGAACCAUGGAACAGUGUUAAAGUGACGUUCAGCAUUCCACGUGAAGCUGCUGAGAAGUUGAUAAAGUUGGCUGCCAACAACAGUAAUGAACUUAGUGAACUUGGUGUUCUGUCUGUUCAAGUUGAAGGUAAAGAAUUGAUAAAGUUAUCAAUUGAUAUUGGAGAAGGAAAAACCCAGCAAGUUGUCAUUCACCAACAUACAGAUAAUUCAACUAAUUCAGUAUUACAAAAAGCCAACCAACUGUUAAAUACUCAAGUCCAUGGAGCAAUGGCACCACAACAACAACAUACAUCGCUAUCCGAGGUUCCCUCAAACCCCCCAAUCAAAAAACGAGCUCGAAAAUCAAAAGACAAACAAGCACCCAAGCAAAAAAGUGUAGCCAAAUCAGAUUUGGAAUACAGAUUUAACAAUCAAAACUAUUCACAAAAUUUUGUAUCUCUCAGUUCAGAAGAAUCUCCUAACACGGUUCAUCAGUUUCCACAGACAAAUCCGCAGCUAUCUCCGAGUGUUGAGCAGAUGGUUUCCGAAGCCUGGGACCAGAAAAUCCAACAUCAGCACAUGCACAGUCAAAGUGCUGAAGCGGACAUAAUGGACAUACAGUUACAGAGUUUAUUAUCAAGCUCAUCAACAAGUGGAAUUACUGCAGCAACAAACAUUACUCCACACAGUAUUCCUUCAUAUGGUCAUGCUUCCCACCAAUGCCGUACGGUUGUGAACCAAGAUAAUAGUUCUUUUUCUAAUUCAGCUGAAAUUAAUGUGGUUCAUCAGACAAACAACCAAAAUGCCGUAACGCAUAAGCAGCACAGUCUUCCUGCAAAUUUUGCUCAGAGUUCAAACCAUCAAACGUCAACAAAAAUGUUUUACCCACAGUCCUUAAUGCAACAAGGAAGUGGCAAUCACUUUAUGAGUGACCCGGGUCAAUUUAACCGUGCCUUGGUAACACCAGAGUUAGGUAAUAGUGAUCCUUCAAACAACUUGAGGUUUCAUACUACUGAUAGUUACGGUAGUAUGAUCCAUUCUAGUCAACACAUUCCUAUCAUCACAAGCACAUCAGGUAAUUGGUCACAAGGGACUGUGGUAAGUGCAACUGCUUCUUCCUAUAAAGUGCCUACUACAAAUACUGCAGAACAGCAUAUGCUUCAAUCACCAGGACCCAAUCACAGUUCCUUUCCUCUCACAAUAUCUAAUCAAUCAUCCAGUAAGAUUAUACCACAAAAUAUUUCUGUAGAGGAAAUGAAACAAGAAAAGGGUCAGAACCACCAAGGCAUGUCCAUGGCUAGUCCGCUCCUUGUCACCCUUUUGCAAACAGAAGCAUGUACCACUGGACUGAGUGCUAUUCAAACUUUGGCACACACAACAGUGGCUGGGGAAAAUCAAUCAAAACCGAAACGAAAGAAACCAAACCGAAAAAAGAAACCAAAGUCAUCUGCUCUUACUAUGCCAACUGGAUCAACAGUUCAAGCUGGCGGAGUGAUGCUUUCUCCUCCAGAAGAUCUUGCAAAUAUGUCUGGUGUUGAAGGACAUGCCAUUCCAUAUUUAAAUCAAAGAUUCAAUCAAUUUAAGGUUCAGGGUGCUGAACAUGCAAUGCACCAGAACAUGUCUUCUACUGUGAUGCAUAAUAUGGCAUCUAUCAGUAAACAGAAUUACCACGAUCCUAAAAUAUCAGUAAUUGAAACUAUAAGUAGGAGUGAUGUUGGUGCAAGAUCAAUGCCUUACUCAGGAAAUAUUACCAAUCCGCAUGAAGCAUCUCAGCGAAGUCAGGUAACUGGACAAAUUUUAUAUCAAAGACAAAACCCAGCCUCUAAUGCCUGGUACUCAGUCUUUUCCACAUAACUUUGAUGCUCCUAAAUUUCAACAAAAAUCAAUGCUAACUAUGAGUCCUCAACAACAAUCCCAGCAGCAACACCUAUACAACAUACACAUGAGUGGGAAUCAGUUUCCGCAAUACGAUUCUAGUAGUAAUCGUGUUGCCAUGCCACAACAACCGCAUUCAAUAAUGCAACAUCAUAUGCAUAUGGGGGGUACUAAGACACCCAACCAAUAUGGUGUAGGAAUAAAUGCUGGUAAUUUUGGAUUAUCCGAAGCUUCUCUGAUGCAGCAAAAUUUUGGAAUGCAGUAUACUGCAAACAAUGCACAGCACAUCUCAUUACAAAAUCAAUUGCAGCAACAACAAAUUAUGAAAAGUCAAGCCACACGCACAAAUCUAAAUACCAACAGCAAUGUAGGCUAUGACAAUGCUUAUCCUGUAAUUCCUCACCAUCCAGCACCUGUGAAAAAGCAUCAAACACUUCCAACUUUACCACAUGCCCCAAAUAUCCCAGCUGACCAACAUUACAUCCAAAGUUCUGCUAUAAAAAGUAUUAAGGUUUCAAGAAAUUCACAUUUUGGAUUCUUAUCUACAGGAGUUCUAUCUGUGGUCAUGAAAGGUUCAUGCAGCUUGCCUGAAACUAAUAACAAAUUGUCUUCAUUUCAUCUUCCCACAUUACCACAAGUUUCAAGCUCACAAGUAUGUGGACAACCUCUACGUUUAACAGUGCAACAAAAGUCACCUAUAUCUUUGGUUGACUCAGUUAUGUUUGGGAAUACAAGCCCAAAAAUGGGUCAUCACAACUCACUUUCUCCUCUUAUGAGAUCAUUGGGUUCCCCAUCAUCACUAUCUUCAUCACAUAGUAGUAGAAGCGGAACGCCUAUGUCCCGUUCACAGUCAACAACUCCUCGCAGCUUACCACUUGCCAAUACAAACAAAAUUCCUUCAAGUCAAACUUGUCGUUCAAUAGAACAAUAUUCUCAUUCCGUGGUUACCCAUCCACGCUUUUCAAAUGCUACAACUACACCAAUCAACAAAUCUCACUGUAGCUCUGUACCAACAGCCAACUUUUUUCACCAACCAUCUGCAUCAAGCUAUAACGAGUUUCAUCCAACUAAAAUCGAAGAUCAGCAGGAAGGUGCCCACCACAUGUCUAAUGUCUCUAAGCCUACGUACUGGAACCAACAUAGACAGAACCGCAAUGUUGUUUCAAGUGUUUCAUCUAACAUUUCCAUACAACCUACAGGUACAAUGAAACCAAACAAAUAUCAAACUCAAAUUAUCCAUGAUUCAUCACACCUUGGUGACCAAACAGUUAAUACAGGUGCUCAAAUUUUAACUCCAACAACCAACAUUGUAGCUUCCGAUCAUUUACCAACAUACCCCACCCUCCGACCUAAAGAAACUGCACCUGUCAUAACUACGGGCAACUUGCCCACUUCAGUCACUCCGACAAAUGUUAAAGAUGUUGUUACCUGUACAAGUGAACAGACAUAGUUGCAUCUAUGUUGCUGUUUCAAAUUGAGUGUAACAAGCUUUUUCUGUGCAUCACAUUUGUUAAUAUUUGGCUUACAUGUCUCAUUUGACUUUUCGGCUGAGAUCACGAUUCAUCAGUAAAUAAUAAACAAAAAUCCAGUUCUGUUUUA